GUACUGUCCUUUCUUAUAUAUGUUUACCUACGUGUGAAACCUUUUGAAUUUAAAAAAAAAAAAAAAAUAUAUCGUGAUGUUGCUUGAUGUUUUUUAAAGUGUUUAAAUUUUUGGAUAAAUCUACUUUCUAAGCAAUAAUGGCAAGAUGGUUCCACUCGAUGGUACUUAUCUUCAUAAUCCAGACCACCAACUUGGAAACCAACAAAAACACUUGCCAGACCCAUUUCAGCGUGCUGAACUGGCCGCAGCUGACUUGCACCAACGUCAACAGCGAAUAUUUCCAGCAUUUUACGUCUUCCUUGAACAGAACCCAUUGGAUCAAGUGUCUGAAUUGCACUCUAAAUGUAAUCGAUGAGAGAACUUUUGGGUUUACGAGAAAUAACGUUAGUUUUUUAGAGUUGCAGCACUGUCAAGUUGAGGCUGUGAAAAAAUUUGGUUUCAAAAUUUUCUUUUUGCUGAAGUUACUUAAUUUACGAUCUAAUUGUAUUAAUUAUUUGGAACCCAAAUGUUUUUCAAACUUGAAACGUUUAUUGCAUUUAGAUUUAAGCGUAAAUUAUUUAAACAUUUUAACUAACAACCUAUUUUCUGAUUUAGUUAAUUUGGAUAUAUUGAAUUUAAACAAAAACGAAAUAUUUUAUAUUCAGCCUUAUGCAUUUAGUGGAUUAAUUAAUCUCAAAUAUUUAUAUUUGAGUCAUAAUCGUUUAAGAAAAAUCGAGGAUAGGAUGUUUAAGGAUUUACAAAACCUGAAAAUAUUAUAUCUUGAACAUAACGAUAUAUUCGAAUUGCACCAACACGCUUUCGUAAACCUAAAAAAUUUGCAUUACUUGUAUUUAAACAAUAACAGUAUUAAUUAUUUAGUACAAUAUAAUUUUAAACCGUUGAAUAAUUUAGUAGAUUUACAACUAAGAUUAAAUAAUUUAAGCGAAAUUCAAGUCAGUUCCUUUAACGGCCUAAAAAAUCUUAAAUUUUUGUAUUUGGGACAAAAUCAAAUACAUACAAUUAAACCCUAUGGAUUUAUAGGCUUAGAUUCUUUAAUUAUUUUAGAUUUAGGCUACAACAAUUUCACUGAAAUUGAAUUAAAUUAUUUCCAAAUUAAAAACCUACAUAUAUUAUGGCUCCAUAGUAAUUUUAUUAAAAAUAUAAUUAUUGUAAAUAAUAAUAACGCCGAAGUACAAAAUGCUUUAGAAGUAUUAGACUUAAGUUAUAAUCAGUUGAGCGAAUUCAAUUUUAAACUAUUGAGUAGCAAAAUGCCAAAUAUAAAAGAAAUUGUUCUUGUAAAUAAUUCUUUUAGCUGUGAUUUUUUUACAAACAUGUAUAGUUACUAUGAAGCGAACAAUGUUUUAGUUUGCGCAACUCAAAGUUGUAAUUCCAACAGUACCGAGGCCUAUAUUGAUUCUUUAUGCUUCAAAACCACAACAACUGAUGAUACUUUAACGAAUGUAACUGAUGAUUUUAUAUCAAUUAAUUGCGCUUCUAAUUUUAAACUUUAUAUCUGUUUCCGUAUCGCUUUGUUUCUAAUAUUAUUUUAUUGUUAACUUGUUUUUGAAUUUUAGCUUUACUUUUUUUUAAUUUAUUUUAUUAUAUUUUCUACCUCAUUAUUUAUUUUUGGUUUUUGUUUGCGCGUGAUGAAUAAAAUUAGCAUUUUAUUGCAGG
Molecule: messenger RNA, 1653 nt
Organism: Ceutorhynchus assimilis (cabbage seed weevil)
Lineage: Eukaryota; Metazoa; Arthropoda; Insecta; Coleoptera; Curculionidae
Source: the annotation of a GenBank genome assembly